GUGAACAAACAAACAAAAAAAAGCAAAAUGGACACAGGCUUUGAUGAUCCAGGAAUCUUUUUCAGUGACAACUUCGGUUCCGAAGAUCAAAAUAACGAAGAUCAAAUCAACAGAACGCAAGUGAAAAAACGCUUCAAGGAUUUUAUCCGACAGUUUCAUGAAGGAAACUUCUCAUAUCGUUACAGAGAUGAACUUUAAAAAAGUCAUUACAAUCUUGGAGAGUAUUUUUUGGAAGUUGAUUUUUGAAGAUGUGGAAGUUUUGAUGAAACGCUUGCUGAAAAUUAUACCCAAAUGCCCACUGAACAUCUACCUCUGUUUGAGGAUGCAGCAAAGGAAAUAGCAGAUGAAAUAACAAAGCCUAGACCAGAGGGGGAUGAGGAUGUGCAGGAUAUACAAAUCAUGCUCACUUCUAAAGAAAACCCAUGUAAUAUACGAGCUCUCAAGUCUGAUCAAAUGGCCAAGCUAGUUAAAAUCCCUGGAAUUGUUAUAGCAGCAUCGGCCAUCAGGUCAAAGGCCACUCAUCUGUCAAUACAGUGUCGUAGUUGCCGUAACGUUGUCAACAAUAUAGCUGUCAAACCUGGUCUGGAGGGGUACAGCCUGCCAAGAAAAUGUAACACAGAUCAAGCAGGUCGUCCCAAAUGUCCAGUAGACCCAUUCUUCAUUAUUCCGGACAAAUGUAAAUGUGUGGAUUUCCAAGUGUUGAAACUGCAAGAAACACCAGAGUCAGUCCCUAAUGGUGAAAUGCCACGACACAUGCAGUUAUACUGUGAUAGGUAAGAUCUAAUUUUCCUGGCAAAUACUGUAAAUUGGGGGAAAUUUUUCUCCAUAAAAAAGACGGGAAAACCAACAAAGUAACAAGGUGCAAGGGACAAAGUUAAUGUUGGUAUCAGAGCUCCAUACUUCAGAGUAUUAGGGGUACAGGUCGACACCGAGGGUCAGGGUCGCACAUCAGGAACCUCGAUAACCCCUGCUGAGGAAGAGGAAUUUCGCAGGUUGGCAAAGAGUCCAAAUAUUUAUGAGACAGUGGCAAAAAGUGUUGCUCCAUCUAUCUAUGGCAGUCUGGACAUUAAAAAAGCCAUUGCUUGCCUCCUGUUUGGUGGUUCGAGAAAAAGGAUGCCUGAUGGUCUAACACGUCGAGGAGAUGUAAACUUGCUCAUGCUGGGUGAUCCUGGCACAGCUAAGUCACAGCUACUGAAGUUUGUUGAGAGAUGUUCUCCAAUAGCAGUAUAUACAUCUGGUAAAGGAAGCAGUGCCGCAGGUCUCACAGCCUCUGUAUCCAGAGAUCCACAAACGAGAAAUUUUGUCAUGGAAGGCGGAGCUAUGGUGUUGGCAGAUGGAGGCGUGGUCUGUAUUGAUGAGUUUGACAAGAUGAGAGAGGAUGAUCGUGUUGCCAUUCACGAGGCCAUGGAACAGCAAACUAUUUCCAUUGCAAAGGCAGGUAUUACAACAACAUUAAACUCACGAUGUUCAGUGCUGGCUGCGGCUAACAGUGUGUAUGGAAGAUGGGAUGAUACAAAAGGGGAAGAGAACAUUGACUUUAUGCCGACCAUUCUCUCAAGAUUUGAUAUGAUCUUUAUUGUUAAAGAUGAACAUGAUGAGGCAAGAGAUACUAGACUAGCCAAGCAUGUAAUGAACGUGCAUCUGAAUGCAUUACAAAUGACGGAGGAAACCAGCUGAAGGUGAAAUAGAUCUGAUGACACUGAGAAGUACAUCAACUAUUGUAGAAAGAAGUGCGGGCCACGUUUAUCUCCGGAAGCAGCAGAGAAAUUGAAGAAUCGCUAUGUUCUCAUGCGGAACAGUGCCGGGGAAUAUGAACGAGAAACUGGGAAGAAAGUCAGCAUACCCAUCACAGUCAGGCAACUAGAAGCCAUCAUACGUAUUAGUGAAUCUCUUGCCAAGAUGAAGUUACAGCCAUUUGCCACAGAACUAGAUGUGGAUGAAGCUCUAAGAUUGUUCCAGGUGUCUACCCUUGAUGCUGCUAUGUCUGGUAACCUUGCAGGUGUUGAGGGUUUCACUACAGAAGAAGAUCAGGACUUGCUAGGACGUAUCGAGAAACAGUUGAAAAGGAGAUUUGUUAUCGGUUCUCAGGUCUCCGAACAUGCAAUAUUGCAAGAUUUUCUUAAACAGAAAUAUCCUGAACGGGCGAUACAAAAAGUGAUACAUUUUAUGUUGAGGAGAGGGGAAUUGCAACACAGAAUGCAGAGAAAAAUGCUCUACAGAAUGAAAUAAACACAACACCUGCUUAGUUAAACAACCCUGACAUUCAGUUUCCAAGUUGCCUUGCAGUUUAAGUACACUUCAUAGAAUGUAGUGAAGUUGCGCUACUUGGAAGAGUGGACUUUUCACACGGAAAUGCAAGAAAUAGAAGACAUAACAUACUGUUAUAAACAUCUAAAACAUUCUCAUUUAAACUUGUAGAUUAAUGAUUAAAAAACCACUGACAAUUCAGUUUGUGCAGGAAUGUAAUCAGUUAACAACUGCACCUUCUUUUGAAGUUGUAAUGUUUUGUAUAUUCUCGUUUCUUAGUUUUAUAUACUCACGUUAUUGUAAUGAAUACCAGAAGUAAAAAUAUUUACCAAAAGUAAAAAAAAAAAAUGGUUGCCAGAAUUACAAAACCAUCUGUUUAUAAGUGGAUUGCUUUUAUUACAAUAUCUUGAGAGGUAAAUAUUCUUAUGGUCUGUAAAAGAUUAUUAGAAAUUUGCAUUGGUAUAGUUUGUCCUGCCUAAUCUUGACUUUUGACAAACUGUAAAACAUGCUUAUAUUUAAUCUUGUCUCUGAUGUAAAACUGCCGCGAUUUUUUUACCAUUAACUAGUAUGCUCAUCUUUUUCAUUUUUGUCACUUUUUUUUUUUUUUUCAUGAAAAUGUAACUGACUAUAUAUUUUACAUGAAAUUUGUAACUAAUUUUAUUUAAGUGCUAUGAAACGCCCUUAGAUAGUAAUAUAUUGUAUAUAGAUAUUUAGGCCUAGAUAUUACUCCAGAGGGUUAUUCAGGUUUUCUGAUACCACACUUGUGUUCAGUGUACAAAAAUUGUGUUCAAAUUACUGUAUAAAAUGUUCAAAAUUUUGUUCAAAUUAUGCCUGUGUUCAAAACUUUUACAUAUGAUAAUCUCAAAUUUACACUCCUUUUUUGAAUGAAAUUUAUUUUUUUGAAAUGUAUUUACUCUCCUGCAUUAAAAUCUUGCAUUAAUUUUGUAUAUUUGAUAAUAGAGAGCAAAUAAAAGUAAAAUUGA
Messenger RNA from Mercenaria mercenaria, 3230 nucleotides. RefSeq names its product DNA replication licensing factor mcm5-like. Gene Ontology annotation, cellular component: nucleus; MCM complex. The record is from RefSeq and is a predicted model, not a curated record. Gene Ontology annotation, biological process: DNA replication initiation; DNA replication; double-strand break repair via break-induced replication. Gene Ontology annotation, molecular function: single-stranded DNA binding; single-stranded DNA helicase activity; DNA replication origin binding. Lineage: Eukaryota; Metazoa; Mollusca; Bivalvia; Venerida; Veneridae.